AACGAGAUAAGAAAGCUUUUCCAGAAUUAUACGCACAUCAGGUUGAGCAUGAUAAUGAUCUUAUGAUAGCAGCCUGUAUGCUCUUUGCUGGAAAGGUUACAAAUUGUAGGAUUGGUGUGGCAAAUGCAAUCAAAGGCAGUUGGAGGCCGAGGCCGAGCGAAACGAGAUGUCCCAGUGAGGAAAGUUCCACAUUCCUUGAUCGAAAAGAAUCAGUUAUUCACUAUGAAAAUUGUUUGAUGACGGCUGUUGGUCUUGAUCUUGCAAAAGACACACCUUAUGCCGUGGUAAAUAAGAUAAUUUCUCCGAUACUUGAGAAUUCUGGGGGGACAUGUACUUUGGACGCAAUUUGGAAAAAGUUCACUAGACAAACGUACGAACAAAUUCUAGAGUCUCUCCGCCGUACAUUAAUUGCUGUUACAUAUAAUGCAAGUGAAAUCGCGACAGCAGCAGCAGCUAUUGCAUCAUUUCAAGUUGGAGUACCUCUUCCAGGAGGAUUAUUCAAGUUUUGUAUCGAGUGUGGAGUAGCUAGCCCUUUAAAAGUUAAAG
This is a messenger RNA of Dentiscutata heterogama, 546 nucleotides long. Lineage: Eukaryota; Fungi; Glomeromycota; Glomeromycetes; Diversisporales; Gigasporaceae. The record is from the annotation of a GenBank genome assembly.